CAGACACGUACUAAACCAGGAUAAACCGGGUUAAAUACCGGUUUGGCUGUGCAUCUUAUCCUCGGAACCCCCGCGCACGAUAGCAUAGACCCUUGCUUUUAUCGGUCUUUCGGAACGCCCUACGCGGUGCUUUAUCUCACGUUUCUUUGGCAGAGAUUUCCCCAAAUUUCUCAUCUGCUGACCUUAUAUCCCAUCUCCUGUACGCUGGCGUACUUUCAGAUCCACAAGACCAUCCGAUCGAUCUCGGCUUUUUUACUCCAGUUUUGUCGAUUUUAAGUUUUGGAUUAACAUUUUGCGAGAAUCAUUACCCAUAAUUCUCAGACUAAAGUGCAAUGGGAGAUUAUGAAAGAGAUGAAUAUGAAGACUGGGAUGAGUACGAGGAGGAUGGCGAUGAGCAAGAACAGGAAGUUGGUGAAGAUGAGUACGAAGAAGAAACUCACCAGCCCACUCAGGAGGAGCUUGACUAUCUUGAACUGAGACAAAGGUUAAAAGAGUCGAUUAGAAAGCAGAUGAAGAAGGAAUUGGGAACUACAGAUGCUGGCUCCCGAGACAGAAUAAAUGGGUUUCGCAAAGACAAUUAUGGAACCUUCUUUGGUCCUCGACAACCUGCUAUUUCUCAGAGAGUGAUUCAAGAAAGCAAGUCCUUGUUGGAGAAUCCAGAUUUGGCUGCAAGGAUUAUGAAACCUAAUCGUGCUUGUAUUGUAGAAUUGCGUUGGAAUAUUGAUACACCUAUCUCUGGUGCUCUUGUAAAUGCAAAUGUCCUUUUGGUGCACAUUGUUAAAGCUGCUUCUCAUUUUACGGAUUUUGUUCUUGCUAGCAGUGCUUUACUGUUCACAUUAACCAGAACAACAAGAGCUCUGUUGCAGAACCUGUCAAGUCAAAAUCUCGAGAAACCCAUCUGCCGAGAGUCACAAAUGGGGGCUUUUGGUGGGCUUGAAGAUGCAGGUUCAGCCCAACAGCAGCCUAGCAAGAGCAAUAAUGGUGUGAGGAGGCCAGUGCCUUCAGUUUGCCAAAACAAACCUAAAGUAGGGCAGGAGAGGGCAAAACCCCCGACCAAGCCAGCGAUGGAUCCUAGGAAACAACUAGGGAGCAAUAAUGGGAGUGGGCCUGGGCGGCCCGUUGGGCCCAAAAGCCUUCCUUCAAGAAGGCCCACACCUAUUACUACUGGCAAGACCACCUCAUCUACUUCAAAACAUACUACGGUUGCUGGUGCGCAUAAGCCAGCACGUUCUGCUGUGCAACCUCAUAUUCGUAAACCGAUGCCUUCAAAUAUGCAGUCUGGAAUCCAUAAAUCGGUGCCUUCACGUGCUCAACCUUCUUCAGCUACGAGAAAACCAUCUGUUCAACAAGAGGAGUAUCGAGGAUCUGGCAAGCCGAUGGCGAUGACAAAGCAGGCGGCAUCUUCCUCUAGAGAUCAGUUGAGACGAUCUCCUCCCAAGGCGCCUGUUCGUCAUAGUUUAGCAGAUGAAAGACCAAAUGUUAAACCUAAGAGGCCACUCAAUGAUGAAGCUGGUGGAUAUGUAAAUAUUAUCAGAUCAAUGUUUGGGUAUGAUCCAAGUCGGUUCCGUGACGAUGAUGAUGAUAGUAACAUGCAGUCCAAUUUUGAAGAUGUUAUGAGGGAGGAGAGACGCAGCUGGUAUGUGCAAAAAUCGCUCGACGAGAGGACGAAGAAGAACUCCGGCUUGAGGAAGAGGAAAGAAGGAGAAGAUUGGCUAAGAAGCGCAAGCUGGGCCAUUAAGUGGUUGGAAAUUGGAAAAAAAGCUCGAAUGAAAGAUAGGUUCCUUCUGUUGAUCUGUAUCCUGCAGAAGGCCAUUGCAGAUAAUGGAGAGGAAAUAAGACUCAACAAGCUCCUUAAUCGAGUGUUCUUGCUGAAGAUGUUAUCCCUCGGUUUUAGCUUGCCAGGGCGUUUUUUCCCAUUUUGCUCUGUUGGCGUCUGUGUAGUGGCAGAAAAAGUAGAUGUGAAUGAUGAUUGGAAUGGGAUUCAUAUGGGAACCCAGAACUGCAGCCUUAAAAGACUUCCCAGCACCACAGUUGACCACCGCCAUGCACCGCCGAAGACCGCUAUGCACCACCGCGAGUCCACCAGUCACAACCUGCUACGACCGCUGAGUUCCCAGCCGCCCGACACUGAGAUCUGCGAGCCCCCUGCGUGCAUCCCUGGCGACCUGCAACGUCCUAGUGCCCAGAGAGGACCCACUGCUGCCUCCCGUGACAUCGAGCAGACCCACGAACUUCUCGUGCCCGCCUCCCAACAGCUUCCCGACCUUUUGGGACCACAAGUCGAGGGACCAGCCUGCUCGGCCACAAACGCCUGA
Molecule: messenger RNA, 2315 nt
Organism: Striga asiatica
Lineage: Eukaryota; Viridiplantae; Streptophyta; Magnoliopsida; Lamiales; Orobanchaceae
Source: the annotation of a GenBank genome assembly